Puccinia graminis f. sp. tritici CRL 75-36-700-3 is the source of this 672-nucleotide messenger RNA. RefSeq names its product anthranilate synthase component I. The record is from RefSeq and is a predicted model, not a curated record. Bases 1 to 672 code for a protein of 223 amino acids. Gene Ontology annotation, biological process: L-tryptophan biosynthetic process. Lineage: Eukaryota; Fungi; Basidiomycota; Pucciniomycetes; Pucciniales; Pucciniaceae. The transcript has 3 exons.
AUGCCCCGGUUCGAGUCUUCUAGGAAGACAGUCUUUUUGAUGGAUCGAGUGGCCGAGACUCCGAGUCCGGUCCGGACUCCAUUUUUUUUUUCUCACGGCAUGAGAAUCCUGACCGCCUCAGGCCAGCAGCCCGACCGAAUCACCCCAGAAUCCAUAAUCUCAGGGUCUUUCAGCACCCUGAGACAAUGUACUGGCGUCAGCGCCAUGCUGACGGCCGACCGCUUGCCCGCCGGGCAGAUAUGCCAGGGUCGGGGCUGGUCGGUUUGCCCGGCAAACACCUCGCCGGGGUGCGGUCGAGCUGCAGUGGUGGUGUACAUCUUCUAUAUCAACUGUGGUCAGGCGGUCCAACUGAUCGGGGCCUCACCGGAAUGUCUAUACAAGCUGAGUCCGGGCGGGGUUGUCAAAAACCAUGCGAUUGCGGGGACGAUCCGGAGAGGAAAAAGCUUGGCGGAGGACGAAGUGUUGGCUCAGGAAUUGCUCGGCUCAAUCAAGGAUCGUGCCGAGCAUGUGAUGUUGGUCGAUCUUGCUAGGAAUGACGUCAAUCGCGUCUGUUGGCCUGAGACCGUUAAGGUCGAUAGCUUGAUGGCUGUAGAAAAAUUCAGUCAAGUCAUGCAUCUAACUAGUCAAGUCAGUGGUGUCUUGAGAGAAGGUCUCACGAGCGCUGCCGGCUAG